Molecule: messenger RNA, 1189 nt
Organism: Argiope bruennichi
Lineage: Eukaryota; Metazoa; Arthropoda; Arachnida; Araneae; Araneidae
Product: translocon-associated protein subunit alpha-like
Exons: 1
Coding region: 143-1069 (308 amino acids)
Cellular component (GO): endoplasmic reticulum membrane; endoplasmic reticulum
Source: RefSeq, a predicted model, not a curated record
CAUCAAUGAAUUGUUUAUAUCCUGCGUGGCGUUUACAUCGUCGCAUAGGAAAAUAGGUUUUGAGUAGAGCCGUUGAGUAUGUGGUUGUAAUCUAUCAUAAUCUGCAUUAGUAGUUGUUUUUUUACUCUAAUAAUUAGUUAAAAUGUUUCCCAAGAAAUUAAUGCUCAUUCUUUUAGUUGUCUUUCCCAUUUCAUUUUUAUGUUUAACUAAUUCUAAAGUUAAUGCACAAAUUGAUUUAGAAGAUGAUGACUCUGAAGCCGAAGUUGAAGACUUGAGACCUGAUUCUGACAGUGCUGUGGUCGGUGGCCAAGAAAGUAUUCUAAACGAAGAUGAAUUGGAUGAUAAUAAGAUAAAACCGUCCCCAGAUGUCGAUACAACUUUUCUCUUUACUCAGCCUAGUGGUUUGGAAGCUCAGUUACCUGCAGGAAAAGAUGUCCACUUCUUGGUCGGUUUCUCCAACAAAGGCAAUAAAGAUUUUAUUGUGGAAUCUAUGGAUGCAUCUUUCAGGUACCCUUUGGAUUUUUCCUUCCACAUUCAAAAUUUCAGUGCCAUUCCAUACAACCGUGUUGUCAAACCUAAACAAGAUAUCACCCUAUACUAUGCAUUCUACACCAGCGAAACCUACAGUUCCCGUCCUUUCGGCCUUGUUGUCAACCUCUUUUACAGAGAUAUAGAGGGCAAGCAAUAUUUAGAUGCUGUUUACAAUGACACCAUCACCAUUGUGGAAAUUGAUGAAUCUUUGGAUGGUGAGACCUUCUUCUUGUAUAUCCUGCUAGCUGCUGGUCUCGUUCUCAUUCUAGUUGUUGCUCAACAAUUCUUGGUUAAUUUCACCAAAAAGAAGAUCUCAUCUGGACAAAAAAUUGAAACAGGAACCCAGAAUCAUCAAUUUGAUGUCGAUUACGAUUGGUUGCCAAAGGAAGCCCUUAAUAACUUCAACAAUAAGUCACCCCGCAGAUCGGAAAGGUUGUCACCUAGGAAAGCAAAGAAUCAAGUGAAAAAUUCACCAAAGCAGACAUCACCUAAACAAGUCACGCAGCGGAGGGUAAAACGAGGAGGCAAGGAUGAAUGAUUGGAACUAUAAAACAGAGUCGCAGACAUCUGAAGUGUGUAAGACUCUGAAAAAAAAAACUAAAAAAAAUUAGCAAAAAGUGAAAAAAAAAAUUAUAAAAAUAAAACUGUUUUCUAGUAA